Messenger RNA from Manis javanica (Malayan pangolin), 399 nucleotides. RefSeq names its product cystatin like 1 (gene CSTL1). Gene Ontology annotation, molecular function: cysteine-type endopeptidase inhibitor activity. Lineage: Eukaryota; Metazoa; Chordata; Mammalia; Pholidota; Manidae. The record is from RefSeq and is a predicted model, not a curated record.
AUGGGAGACAAAUGCUGGAGGCUCACUCAGCUGCUGGCCAUCUUGGUCCUGGUGGCCAAGUUGGGUCACUUUCAAAGGUGGGGAGGCUUCCAGGAAAACUCCACGAGCAAGGAAAACAUGAACUCAGCGCUCAGAUUCUUCAUCGACAGCUACAACAACGCUAGCAGUGAUGCCUACUUAUUCUAAGUGUAGAAGUUACUUCGGAGUCAGGUGCAGCUGACGACAGGUGUAGAGUACCUGGUCUCUGUGAAGAUUAGCUGGACCAAAUGCAAAAGUAAUCUGUGCCCCAUUCAAAAUAAUACAAAGCUGAAGAAGACUUACAUUUGUGAUUUGCUGGUAUAUACUGUGCCCUGGACAAACUGUUACCAACUCUGGAACAACUCCUGUCUGGAGGUUUAA